This is a messenger RNA of Pantherophis guttatus, 1644 nucleotides long. It is a transcript of the gene RPA2, whose product is annotated as replication protein A2. Gene Ontology annotation, biological process: nucleotide-excision repair; DNA replication; double-strand break repair via homologous recombination. Gene Ontology annotation, molecular function: single-stranded DNA binding. The record is from RefSeq and is a predicted model, not a curated record. NCBI's taxonomy places the organism in Eukaryota, Metazoa, Chordata, Lepidosauria, Squamata, Colubridae. Gene Ontology annotation, cellular component: site of double-strand break; chromosome, telomeric region; nucleus.
AAAACGCGCGAGGGCGAAAGCGAGCUGUUCGUGGGGGGGCGAAAGCCGGAGUUGAGCGGGAAGUCUUUCCACGCGUGGGUCUUCCUAUUUCUGCAGCAUGUGGUCUGGUCACGGAGGUUAUGACAGCAAUUAUGGCAAUAUUAGCUAUACACAGUCGCCUGGAGGAUUUACAUCGCCGUCUGCAACCCAAAGCGAAAAGAAAUCAAGGUCAAGAGCUCAGAAUAUCGUUCCCUGUACAGUAUCACAACUAUUUUCAGCCGAACAAGUGGACGAUGUUUUCAGGGUCCGUGAAGUUGAACUUUCACAGGUUAUUAUUGUGGGCAUAAUCAGGCAUGCUGAAAAAGCUCCAACAAAUAUUCUCUACAAAGUGGAUGACAUGACUGCAGCCCCGAUGGAUGUGAGACAGUGGGUCGACACGGAUGAGGAGGGUAGUGAAAAUGUGGUCGUUCCACCAGGAACCUAUGUGAAAGUAGCUGGUCAUUUGCGAUCUUUCCAGAACAAGAAGAGCUUGGUUGCAUUCAAGAUUAUGCCCCUGGAAGAUAUGAAUGAAUUUACUACACAUCUGCUUGAAGUUGUCAAUGCACACAUGAUCCUCAGAAAAAGCAACACGGCCCAAUCUUCAAAAAUGCCUCAGCCCUUUGGUGUAUUUGAGACGAGCAGUAUGUCAAAUGUAGGAGGAAAUGAUACUUUAACAAUGCAUGGUCUCACACCGCACCAGAGUCAGGUUUUGAAUUUGAUUAAAAGCUGCAUGACAACCGAAGGGAUAAGUCUUCAUGAUCUGAAAUCUCAGUUGCAUAAUAUUAAUCUACAAACGCUCAAGAAAGCUGUUGAGUUUCUUAGCAGCGAGGGACAUAUAUACUCCACUAUUGAUGAUGAACAUUUCAAGUCUACAGAUGCUGACUAAGGUCUGAUUGAUUUAUAAUAAUCUGGGUCCAAAGUUUUAACAGAUCCAAGACUGUUUUGCCUGAUUUAAGUCUCUAAGUACUCUUGAUGGUGACACAUAAGACUGAACGGGACAUGAGGACAUGUCUAGAACAGAUGCCACCAUCCAGCUGUUUUGUGGGGAAGGGGUGGCCAUGGUUUCUUAGCUUUUGUGCCUAUUUCUGUAAAUGGAAUCAUCCUUUAAAAAAGUAUUUUUUUACUGAUAUAGCAAUAGUUUAUUCGCAGUAGAUAUUCAAUCUAGGAUGCUUUGCAUUUCACAAAAACUUUGGAAUGUGAAAACGUUUUAACUUUGCUCCAGAUAAAUAUUAUACUAUGCAAUUUUGUACACCUGAAGCCCCCAUAACUUUGUAAAUCACAUUAUGCAUCCUUGUACAAUAUUGGAGUUUGCCUAACUCAGAAAUCCUACUUACAUACAUAAUUAUGUAAUUUAAUUUGGGGAUAGAUUAUUUCACUGCAAAUGGUAGGUUAAGAUUUAUUCUUAGUUUAACAGUUUUAAAUUCAGGAGCAGAAUUAACACAUAUCCUGGAAUCUGACUUGAUUAUUCGUACAGUAAUUAUAGAUAACAAGCAUGUACAGAGACAUUAAUGUAGUUUACGUACUCAAAUUCUGGCUGAGAAUGUAAACAUUUGUGAAAGUUAAGAUGACAAUGUUGACAUUUAAUGCAUGUAAAAAAUAUAAUAAAAGCUUGCUGUUCUGAAAAUA